Messenger RNA from Hylaeus anthracinus, 2677 nucleotides. RefSeq names its product RING finger protein 11 (gene Rnf11). Bases 411 to 905 code for a protein of 164 amino acids. The record is from RefSeq and is a predicted model, not a curated record. The transcript has 2 exons. Lineage: Eukaryota; Metazoa; Arthropoda; Insecta; Hymenoptera; Colletidae.
AUAGCGGCGUUGUGUGUACUAAACGUUUAAAGAACGUCGCACGAUAGGUGUGAAAAGUGUUUUUUUUUCCACACACAACCUGUGAGUAACUGGCCUGCUUUUUUUUUAUUUGCUCGCAUCUCGUUGGACGUGUAAAGCGCUCAGCUGUAGUACGGGUACGUGACGGAAGAUGUUUUGCUAGUGAAGGUUUGCGCCACCGUAUUUUGACGCGAGACACGAACUGUCAUCGCGUUCGGUACGACCAGAACGGCUCCCUUGGCGAGAAUCGACGCAAAAAUAAACUGUUUACGAUGGGGACAGAACUAGCAAUAUCCCACGUCGGUGGUGUCGCGAUUUUCUAAUCGACGUUGGGAUUAAACGAGUCGUGAACGUGUUGUUCGUGAAACGCGAAAUCGCGACUUUCCAUCAAAAUGGGAAAUUGUUUGAAGCGUGCUGGAGGCAGUCAACAAGACAACACCAAUUUGUUGGGUAAUAAUCCCGAUCCUUCGUUGGCUAUUGGUUCUUCGCAGGAAGGCCUCGGACCUCCGAUGCUCACUAACGAGGUGGUUCGCUUUUCUUAUCCAUCAAGUGUACCAAGAAUGCACCAAGGCAUUGGUAUCGGUGUUACAUUAGGACCAACCAGUGGACCUGGUACUCUGAGCGAAGAAGAGCAGCAAGUACUAGUCGCAAAACGUAUAGGACUUAUCCAACACUUGCCUAUGCGGGAAUAUGAUGGAACUAAAAAGGGAGAAUGUGUGAUAUGUAUGAUGGAGUUGGUGAUCGGAGAGGAAGUUCGUUAUUUACCCUGUAUGCACACUUAUCAUGCGCUCUGUAUCGACGAUUGGUUGUUACGUUCGCUGACAUGCCCAUCAUGUAUGGAACCAGUAGAUGCAGCAUUGAUUAGCUCGUACCAUCCAACCACUUAACGUCGCAAAGAUGCAAUUUGGUGUAGCUGACCGGUAAUCAAAGUAUACUACCAUGGUAAACAGAGCAACUGGAAAGAACCGUUAAUUUUACUAUCGCGUAUAAUGGCUUCCAACUAGUAAAGGGGCCUUCUCUUGUUAAUGGCCAAUUAUAUUCGCCAUUUUAUUCGACGUAUUCGCGCACGUGCUGAGUAAUACUAAUCCUUGUAUUAUAAAGAAUUGUAAAUGUCUCCUACAUAGGUCAUUCCCUCUUACAGGGUAAUGUUCUCCAUAUGGAUCAUUGCAAACACAGUAUGGUGUAUUUACGAUCAGAAAGCAAUCGCCAUAGUCGGUUAGUUUCCUGCAAAUUUAAAAUAAUUUUUUUUUCGUACAGCUGAAAGAUGUUCUAUUUUAUGCUCGACUAAGCGGAAUAACUGAAAGAUGUAAUAGUGUGUUGCUAAAGCUAUUUUAAGUUGAAUAAACUAAAUAGUAUCUACUUGACUUCUGUCGUUUGGUCAAGUAGCGAUAGACUAUACGUACACACUGUGAAUAUUGCGAGCAAUAUGACGUACUACAAAAUAUCAUGCUACGUACAUAUAUGUUUAACUGUAAUUGCAAUCAUUUCAUAUUUUCAGAUACUAAAAACAUAUUUUUGGAUUGUAUCUUUCGACAUACAAAGUUAAUCUCGUUAUUUUUAAAUACAAUGUCUCUCAUUUCGACAUAGCGAUAUCGUGAAACGCAGGUGAUCUUUUCCUCGAGAAUUGGGCAUGAUGUGGUUCUGAAAAACUAUAAACCAAAAAUAUUGGCAUUCAGAGUUUGCUAUUAAGUUCUAAGCUAUUCCACGUGAAAAUAAUGGGCUGUUUGUAAUUGUAUUUUUAUGUUACUAUUUACCAGAUAUCGUCUGUAUAUUCUUUUUAUAUAUGUAUACAUAUUGUUAUAUUCUAUUCAUGACAUUGAAAUGUUCACAUUAAUUGCGUUUAACGGGACGUACGCGUAGACAUAGUAAAUAUUAUACGUGUAUCGCGUUGUUAGUGCUUUAAAUGAAAGCAACAGCAACGCAUCGAACGAAGUCACUGAUUUAACUAAUUGGUCAAAGGAACAUUAGUUUAAUGCUUUACAACUGAUUUAUCGUUAUCGAUGCUUAUUUAUCGUAAGAAAAACCAAUCGGUGAAAAACUCUUUAAUUUUAUAGAAAUACUCGAGCAAGUACGUCUAUCUUGAGCUUUUGUGUCGUUACAUCUAACCGUACUCAAUUUUGAUGCAAUUUGAAUUCGAAAAGCACGAGGGAAUGGACGUUUUAGUUUAAGAUCGAUUUAUAAUUCGUUGGAGUUCGAAUACGAGUUUGAAAAAUUGCAUAAUAGAUGAACUAUUUAACUUAGAUUUCGGUAUGAAAUUAGAGCUAAUAAGUGAAAUUUUUGUGAUGAUAAAAACAAUCAGCCUGUGACCAUUAUCAUCGUUGUUUUCUGUACCACAUUACCGAAGAUCAAAAAAAAUUUCGAUCAAUUUCAUAUGAUGAAUACGCAUUCAUAUUCAUCGUAUGAAUUUGGUAUACAUAGAUUCGUAUAUCUACCGAAAUUUUUUAUACGUAUAUACAUUAUACACAAUAUAUGUGUAUAUGAUAAUAUUCAUUUAAAUAAUUCCUAUGGGGGUAAGAAUAUUUUCAUGGUUUACGAAAGCUUCACGUGUAAUGUUGCUGAUUUGUUUAAAGAGGAAAAUGAUGCUGUGACAUAGUGAUUUAUUGACGAAAUGCAAAUAUAGGUAUAGUGAUUUAAUUAAAAUAUAAAUAUUUAGUAAGAA